Messenger RNA from Closterium sp. NIES-67, 351 nucleotides. NCBI's taxonomy places the organism in Eukaryota, Viridiplantae, Streptophyta, Zygnematophyceae, Desmidiales, Closteriaceae. The record is from the annotation of a GenBank genome assembly.
AUUCCUAGGACACAUGAAAAGCGACACCUGCUACAGUGGGACAGUGACAUUGCGUACCAGAAAGGAUCAACGAAAAUCUGGGUACCCAAUUACCCUCCUUUGUGCCAGUUACUGCUCAAAGGAUACUACGAUGUCCUAUAUGCGGGACACUUCGGUAGCAACACGACGCUCACCGGUAUUGAAAAGCACUACUAUUGGCCCCACAUGGCAGACGACGUUAAGAAAUUCGUCACCUCGUGCGACACAUGUCAGCGGAUAUAGAGCAGCAAGCAAAAAAAGGCAGGACUGCUACAGCCUCUUCCUAUCCCAGAACAGCCAUGGAAGAUUCACAACGCCUUCCAUGUCCCUGAG